This is a messenger RNA of Amborella trichopoda, 1629 nucleotides long. RefSeq lists its product as uncharacterized. Gene Ontology annotation, biological process: protein transport. Lineage: Eukaryota; Viridiplantae; Streptophyta; Magnoliopsida; Amborellales; Amborellaceae. The record is from RefSeq and is a predicted model, not a curated record.
CUCUCUCUCUCUCUUGUCCGCUCCCCUCCCUCAGUAGCUAUGACCUACCUUGCUCUUGCUCCUCUCUGCAAAAUGCUCUCCAUGUUUCGAAAAUCCUUCAAUUCUUCCAAAUGCAAGACAUUGGUGAAGCUGGCCAUGUCCAGGAUAAAGCUACUGAGGAACAAGAAAGAUAUACAGAUCAAGCAAAUGAGGAGAGAUGUAGCCAUGCUUAUCGAGUCUGGGCAGGAAGCAAGUGCUAGGAUUCGGGUUGAGCAUGUCAUAAGAGAGCAAAAUAUUGCGGCAGCAAAUGACAUAAUUGAACUCUUCUGUGAACUAGUUGUCGCACGUCUUUCAAUCAUUGAAUCAAAGAGGGGCUGUCCUGUGGACCUGAAGGAAGGGAUUUCAAGUCUAAUAUUUGCUGCACCUAGAUGUGCAGAUAUUCCUGAGCUGCUACAGAUCCGUAACAUUUUCCAAAAGAAGUAUGGGCAUGAGUUCAUAGCUGCUGCAACAGAACUUCGACCAGAUUGUGGUGUUAACCGAACAUUGAUUGAGAAGCUAUCAACAAGAACAGCUUCUGGGGAAGCGAAGCUGAGGGUCAUGAAAGAAAUUGCAAAGGAGUAUCACGUUCAAUGGGAUACAGCUGAAUCCGAGCAAGAGCUGCUGAAGCCUCCUGAUGAACUUCUGCCUGGGCCUGCAACAUUUGUUAGUGCGACAAGCAUGCCUUUUCAAAAUUCAGGUGAUAACACCCAAGCAAAUGAGAAAACUAAGAGGAUCAGCGAUCCUAAGGCUUUGAACAGAGUGGAAGAACACAAUAGCAUGUACUUUGAAAAUACAGCUUCAGCUGCUCGGGCGGCAGCUGAGUCUGCAGAAAAAGCUGCCGCAGCAGCAAAAGCUGCUGCAUUUCUGGCCAAUCAAAAUUUGCCUAACGAUGGUGAAAGAUUUGUACAUUCUCCUGGAAGUGUAUCCCAAACUUACUCUGAAAAUCCGAACCAAGCUUCAAGAUCAAAUAAUCAAUCCGAAACAUUUGGAGGAUGUCAAAGUAACUUAAACCGAAGUCAUAAUCAGACCAAGAGUAUUCAUGAUAGGCUUUAUGCUUCCCAAAACUAUGGAGUGUCUCAUAAUUUGGGGGAUGACAAGAGAUCUGCUGGUUUCAAUGAUGCCAAUAUGCAAAGAAGGCAUAGCUACAAUGGGCCUCCAUCUUCCACCAAUGUACAGUCUAAUGUGGUGUUUGACGACUCAUGCUCAGAAAGCGAAGAGGAUGGAGAUGUUGGGGAUAACUUUUCUGGUUAUGAUCAUGUUUCAGAUGACACUCCAGGCCAUGUCUGGCAUGGUCAUCCACCGAAUCGGCGUCCUCCAUCAAUACCAUCAUUAUGCUCUAGUGAUCAAAGGAUGGAGAAUUUCGGCUUAGGCACUGUUGCCCCUCACACUCAUCCAAACUUACCAGAUUGUGAUGCUCUCACAGCUCGUUUCGAGGCACUCAAGGCCCAUAAAAAAUCAUAAACAGUUUGUUUUCUGAGUAUUGAGAUACAUUCUUUUUGGCAAUUAUAUGCAAAUACUUUAUGUUUAAAAAAGUUAUGCCUCAGUAUCUGCAUAGUAUUAUUUGGACUUGAAUGUCAUAUAUGAAAUGUGAUUGAAGCUGAUUCUAUUCAA